Plectropomus leopardus (leopard coralgrouper) is the source of this 5578-nucleotide messenger RNA. It is a transcript of the gene mmel1, whose product is annotated as membrane metalloendopeptidase like 1. The record is from RefSeq and is a predicted model, not a curated record. Gene Ontology annotation, biological process: protein processing. Gene Ontology annotation, cellular component: plasma membrane. Lineage: Eukaryota; Metazoa; Chordata; Actinopteri; Perciformes; Serranidae. Gene Ontology annotation, molecular function: metalloendopeptidase activity.
CUCUCUCCCUCCCUCCCUCUGUCUCUCCCUCUCCCACUGCUGCCUCACUCAUUCCCUGAGCAGCACACUGAACCGGAUAACGUCUCCUUCAACCCGCAGCACAGUCUCAUUUCUCUACACACCAGCUCUGAGUGGAUGCUCAGCAGGGGUGUUUGAGAUAUUAGCCCGCUGUGGGGGGAAACGGCUCAGGGACUUCUACCAUCCACACACUAAGAGCCGGCAGUCAGGAGGAAUAUGGGCAAAUCCGAAAGCCAAAUGGAUAUCAUGGAGAAAUCAAGUAAACCUGGGAAGCGUCGUUGGACUGUUGCAGAAAUUGGUCUGUCCGUGCUGCUGCUGUUGGUCAGCUGUGCCUUGGCUGGGCUGGUAGUCCUCUACACAUCGGUUGUGAAAGAACAAUCUAACAAGACAAGUGUUUCGAGGAGCUCAACAAGUGAAGGCCAGCUGUUUCGCUCUAGCCUCAACAAUGUUUGCACAACUGCGGACUGUGUUACUGCAGCUGCUCGGCUCUUGCAGAACAUGGAUACGUCCGUGAAGCCUUGUGAUAAUUUCUACCAGUAUGCCUGCGGGGGUUGGCUAGAGAGACAUGUCAUUCCGGAGACAAGCUCCCGCCACAGUGUCUUUGACAUUCUGAGGGACAAGCUGGAGAUUGUCCUCAAAGGUGUUCUUGAGAUGCAGAAUGAACAGGACAGAAAUGCCAUCAAGAAGGCCAAAGUUCUUUACAACUCCUGCAUGAAUGAGAGCCUCAUUGAGCAGCGUGACUCGCAGCCCCUCCUGAAGCUCAUUGAGAGCAUCGGCGACUGGCCUGUGGCGUCAGAUGACUGGAACACCACUACAGAGGAAGCAUGGAGCCUCGAGGACACACUGGCAAAGCUUACGGCUCGUUUCCACAAGAAGGUUCUGCUGGACAUGUACGUGUGGACGGACGAUCGGGACUCUCGGCGCCAUAUCAUUUAUAUUGACCAGCCGGGACUUGGUAUGCCAUCAAGGGACUAUUACUUCAACGAUGGAAACUACAAAAAGGUUCGAGAGGCCUACCUGCAUUUCAUGGUUUCUAUUGCCAAGAUAACCCGCGAGGACAGAAACUUGACUCAGGAUGACGACCGUGUGUGGGAGGAAAUGAUGCAAGUGCUGGACCUGGAGACAGACAUCGCCAAUGCCACAUCACCGGCAGAGGAGCGCCAAGAUGUCACCGUUCUCUAUAAUAAGAUGACACUCGGAGAGCUACAGAGCACAUUCAGCUUUAAUGGUUUUAACUGGACUCGGUUUAUUCAAGGCGUGCUGUCCAGUGUGUCCAUGGAGGUGAAGCUGGAGGAGGAGGUGGUGGUGUACAGCUCUCCUUACCUUGAGAAGAUGAAUGACGUUCUCUCCAAACACAGUGUCAGAGCUAUGCAGAACUACCUCACCUGGCAGCUCAUCAUUGACAGAGUUAACAGCUUGAGCCGCCGCUUCAAAGACGCCAGAGCCCGUUACAGAAAGACUCUAUAUGGGACCACCGUGGAGGACGCUUGGUGGCGAGAAUGUGUCCGUUAUGUCCAGAACAGCAUGGAGAACGCAGUCGGUGCUCUGUAUGUGCGUGAGACUUUUGCUGGAGAGAGCAAACGAAUGGUCAGUGACCUUAUUGGUAAGAUCCAGAAAGCAUAUGUUGAAACCCUGGAGGAAUUAAGCUGGAUGGAUUCUCCCUCGAAGGAGAAGGCAAGAGAGAAGGCCAUGGCGAUCAAGGAGCAUAUUGGCUAUCCGGAUCAUAUUCUGCAGGACAGCAACCAGAAGCUUGACCAGGAGUACGCACAUCUGAAUUUUAGCGAAGAACAUUACUUUGAGAACAUCCUCGAGAACCUCAGGUCUGAAGCACACAAGAGUCUGAAGAAGCUCAGAGAACCAGUGGACCCGGACUUGUGGAUCAUCGGUGCUGCUGUGGUGAAUGCUUUCUACUCACCCAACAGAAACCAGAUCGUGUUUCCAGCAGGAAUCCUGCAGCCGCCUUUUUUCAGUAAACAUCAGCACCAGGCUCUUAACUUUGGAGGGAUAGGAAUGGUUAUCGGACAUGAGAUCACACACGGAUUCGACGACAACGGGCGUAAUUUCGACAAGGAUGGUAAUAUGCUAAACUGGUGGAGUAAUUAUUCUGCUGAGCAUUUUAAAGAGCAGUCACAGUGCAUGGUGCAACAAUAUGGCAACUUCAACUGGAAGCUGGCAGGUGGACAAAACGUCAGUGGAAUCAGCACUUUGGGGGAGAACAUUGCAGACAAUGGAGGGGUUCGUCAAGCAUAUAAGGCUUAUCUAAAGUGGGUGGAGAUGGAGGGCGAGGAGCCUCGUCUACCUGGUCUAGACAUGGAUCACAAGCAACUUUUCUUUCUCAACUUUGCCCAAGUGUGGUGCGGUGCUUAUCGGCCUGAGUAUGCCAGCCAGUCCAUCAAGACUGACUCACACAGUCCCUUAGAGUACAGGGUGCUCGGAUCGCUCCAGAAUUUCGAAGCAUUCUCAGAAGCUUUCCAGUGCCAAAAAGGCAGUCAGAUGAACCCCGAGCUUAAGUGCCGUGUCUGGUAGAAAAUUUGACUCUUGAGGAAAGUAUUUCUUGAUUUGGGCAACUCAAAUCAAAAGAACAAGUUGUACUGCUUAAACCCACAGAGACACUCUGCUUAUUUCCAAUUUAUUUGGGGCAGAGUGAUGACACUGGUAUUUUCUUUCAAAAUGGAUGGCAUCCUAGCCUCCAAACUUGAAGCUUAUAUAAUAUAUAAAAGAAACUUCGAGUAUCUUCUCAAGUUUGAGGUGUUGUCUCUGGACGAGUGGGUCACUUGUUCUUUUUAUUGCUGUGUCCCACGACAGCUGACAGGUGGGUACAUGAAUUAAAAUGCUACAUAGGAAACCUUGUGAAAAAGGUUAAAGCUUAUAUGGCCGGCUUUAAAUGCUUCGCCAGCCUUUCUUGAAUUAAUCCUUAAAAAAAAAUCUCUUGUGCAGAUCUUUGUGAUUUCUCCACUAUCAUUUGGCACUGAGUUGCCUCUUUUCUCUGAUGUAUUGUUUUCAAGACAUUGUGCCACUUCAGAAGAAACAAUAGUGAACAAAUCAAACUCUGACUGAGGAGUAUGAAGCAAAUGAAAGCUCGGGGCUUUGCCAAAGUAAAGCUACAAUAGAAUUAGUCACACUCGGAGAGUUUGGUCAUUCACUGUUACAUGAAACAAAUUACCUAAAGACUUUAAGACUGUUAAAUCUUUGCAGCUUUAACCUUAAAUUAACAUUUGGAGAGCUGUGGCUCUCGACAUUUUUACACCUAAAGAGUGGACAAUAUUUAAAAUUUACAAAGCUAUUUAGUACUUUUUGGAGGUUAAUUAUUUUCUAAGUUUCUCUAUCACGUCCUGCAAAUGAUUGUUGCUCAAUACUCUCUGCAGAAACGUAUAUGUUUGUCAUGACAGUUUUCCUGUAAGAAACCAUAUUCCAGAUGUUUUGAAGAAUACUGGUGGCCUGCUGCUUUUGAAGCUGGUGAAAAAACAGCUGUUGGAGAUACAGCGAUGUGAUAAUGAUUUAAAAAAAACAAUUUGUACCAUUUUGUUGCGUUAUUGGUUAUCAGAGGUGUGGACUCGAGUCAUAUGACUUGGACUUGAGUCAGACUGGAGUCGCAAAUAUGAUGACUUUAGACUGGACCUGACAAUAUCAAAAAAGAGUCACAGCUCAACUUGGACUUUAACACCAAUGACUCGUGACCUCACUUGGACUUGAGCCUUUUGACAUGAAAAUACUCAAUAUACGUUCUCCCAAAGCCCAAAAAUUAAAAAAGUGUGCCACAAAUCAAUUACUUUCCUCAAUAAACUAAUAUUAAAGCCAUUUAAACCUGGCAAGUCAACAAUUAAUUCCCCAGGUCGACUUUGUUUAAACCAAUUUGACAGCAUCCAAUCAAGUUGCAGGAGAGAAAUAGUAAGAAUUAACUUUUUGCCGGAUGCAAAAAAUUAAACCAAAGAUCUUUUCAUUUGCAAAGAAAAACUACAUGGUGGUAAACACAAAAAAACAAUUGGGUAUGUAAAACACGUGGGUCAAAAAAUACUGACAGAAACAUUUGAUACUGUUUAACAUUUAAAGUUACAAAGAACAGUAAGUUUACAUAGUUAACGAGCUAAUGCUCAGGUAACAUUUUCUCAACAGCUAAUAACUUUUUAAGACUUGUAACGAAUAAAUACAAAUUUCAAAAGCAUUAUGAUUUUGACUAUUAUUUAAAUGGAAUUGGUGGAAAAUGCAUUAUGACUUGAAACUCAAAGUUAAGGACUUAAAAAUGACUUGGGACUCGUUAAUGCUCAUUUACAAUCCCUUUCAAAAAUAGAUGCGUCCAUUUCAAACGUUAUAAACGUCACUGCCCUCACACUUCCAUGCAUCCUUUAUGACAGCAUAGAGACAGCCAAUAGACGGCACUAGAGUUCAAAGUUUCUGACAGUUGGAACAAAAUCUGUGAGAGGGCUCGAACAAAAACAGCCAACACUAACUUAAAGCUUCUUCAGUAUAAGUGGCUAAUGCAGACUUAAGUAACCCCUGCUAAAUAACAUAGAUAUAACAAUAAUAUACCUGACAAGUGUCUUGAAUGUAAGGACAUUCAAGGAACAUUUAUACAUUGCAUUUGAGAAUGUGAUAAAAUUCAGAGAUUUUGGAGGGAGGUGAUCAAGAAAAUCAUGAUCAUUUUGUCUAUGAAUUUUCCAAUAUAUUCUCAAAUGAUACUGUUACAUAUAUACCUAUCAAAUCUCAAGUUAAGAACCAAAGAACAUAAAUGCAUUGACUUUGCUAUACUUUAGGCAAAACGAAUGAUUGCUGUCAGCUGGAAGAAAACUAUCGCACCUACAAUAGGUGCUUGGAUUAAAAAUAGGGCACAUUGAAUGUCAACGAAGAGGAUAAAAUACAACCUGAAAAAUAAGUUGCAUGUUCAUGAGGAGAUAGGGAAACCAUUCAAAGACUUUAUGAAAGUUAUAUAAGAGAGCCUCUAUACACAAGGGAGAAUUGGGAUAAGAUAUAUGAAGAAUCAUAGUGAUAAACCCCAGAAAAGAUUAGGCAAGAUUUGGAAUUUUGUAAGCUUUUGCUUAUGCUUAUGUAUAUGUGCGUGCAUGUACAGUGUAUUCUUUUUCCCAGUGUUUCAGAAGUACCAUUAAAAUUAAAUUUUAUAUAAGAUGUAGCCUUAGGCUCUAUGCUGACUUUGGUUAUAUUACAGGAGAAAUGUUAAAAGAGAGAAAGAACAUCUGUUAAAGUGUUUGUAGGGGUGGAUGUGUGAGUGUGUGCUUCUAUUUAUGUGUGGUUGUAAUGUUAAAACUGGCAGUAUAAUGUUUUAAAUUACAAUGCUGACUGUGCUGUACAAAAUUAAUAAAGACAUUGUUAAAAAAAAGUUUCUGACAAUAACAAACGAGCCGACAGUGGAGGAGGUCGUAAUAAUUUACCUUUAAACGGUCGUAAACGGCGGUGGUCUGUGAGGCCAUUGCGAUCGUGACAAGUGGAUGGAGAAUUUUUUUUUUUUUUUAAUCCGUUCCAUUCCUCUGUUUUUCAAGUCUUGCCUGAAAUGUGCUACUGCGCCUUUGCAUUUUCCACUGGUACUGCUUUGUUUUGUUUAUAAGCU